Molecule: messenger RNA, 222 nt
Organism: Lachancea lanzarotensis
Lineage: Eukaryota; Fungi; Ascomycota; Saccharomycetes; Saccharomycetales; Saccharomycetaceae
Gene: ATX1
Product: LALA0S11e02432g1_1
Exons: 1
Coding region: 1-222 (73 amino acids)
Biological process (GO): copper ion transport
Cellular component (GO): cytosol
Molecular function (GO): copper chaperone activity; metal ion binding
Source: RefSeq, a predicted model, not a curated record
AUGUCCACUGCCCAACACUACCACUUUGACGUCGUUAUGACAUGUGCGGGCUGUUCCAAUGCCAUCAAUAGGGUUUUGACAAGACUCGAACCAGACGUCUCCAACAUAGAAAUCUCGCUAGAAAAGCAAACAGUUGACGUGGUGAGUGUGCUUCCGCUUGAGACCGUAUUGGAGAAGAUCAAAAAAACCGGAAAACAAGUGAAAAAUGCACAAGUGCUGUAA